GAACCAUUGCUAAAGGACUGCAUUGCAAGGCAUCGGAAUUAAUUAUCGGUCGUACCACCCUGUGUUACAUGACCUGUGUUGUAAAGCAACGCAAACUGUCCGCUUUCAUCGACCUGCGUGUCCUAAAAUGACCAUUUGCACCGAAUGUAUGCUACAAUGGCACACGUUUGCACUGGUUUGACAAGCAAAACCUUCAGUCGUGCGGCGUCGACGUUAUUUCGUCACGUCUGUGUGAGCAAGAGGCUGUCAGAAGCUGCUAUUUGUCCCCUGGCAUCAUACAUUAGGAAAGGUCAAAGCAGUGCGCGGCCUCUCUCCGUGAGCCACCGUCUGCUGGCCAAGCCCGAGAAGCCUGGAGAAGACGCCCAGGAGGGGGUCAACAAUGAGCCCGUUCGUUUCUCCAUCAGCAAGGCCAGCCACAGGACUUGGAAGGUGGACCGUUCGCUGGGGAUCCAGUACAAACGCCCCUGGUGGAAAGUGGUGCCCCUCAGUGUGAUCGCUGUGGGCUUCCUGGUCUGGUGCGCCUUGAGAGAAGAGACGGACAUUGACGCACAGCUGGAAAAGGAACUUUACCAGCAUUUACCUGGAUUGGUCUCCAAUGAAGAAAAUGAGAAAAAAUAAAUAUGUCUGGAAUGUAACAGUAUAUAGUUUUUUUUAUAUUUAUUAGUGACAAGUGGCAGCCAUUUUUGUGGAAUUUUUAUUUGAGCGCUUCUAACACUUCUAAAAUCACAAAUAAUUAUUAAAGUACUUGACUUAUUCGAUUGCCCACACUGCUCUUCUGGUGAAAUGUCCCAUUUGUGUUAAGUCGAGUUUUUAGGGGAAGCGACGUGUGAAACAUCACAGUAAUUUCGGCCCGUACGAGCUUAUUGGAUGUUUUAAAAAGGUGGUGAGACAUUGAAAUCAAGUUUAAAAGUUUUACUCUAAAGAUGUCUGACCAGAUUUUAGAUAAGCAAUGUCAGUCACACACAAGGCAUUUUUUUUCCUGACAGGAAAAAAACCAAAACAUUCUGGAACUCAGCCGAUUUGGAAAAUUCUUGGUGCUUUGUACUCAGGUUAAAGUGGCUGUUCCAAACAUACUAUUUUGACACUAAAUUGUGGACAUCUUGUUGGUUUUGCCAAUGACAGAUUGCUUCAGAAAAAAAUAAAAAUUGGGACUCCAUCUUUCAAAAUUCUCUUUACAGUUUCAAGAUCAGUGCUGCCUAGAGGCAGUUUUUGUUUUGUAAGAAUGUAGCCACAAUAAUUGUCUGCACUGCAUUCUUGAAUUUGCCCAUCCCUAAUCUGCACCAUUGUAUGUAAAUGCUACAGCUCAUUGCCUUGACUGGUAUGUAAUUGUGAUGUCACUGCUGCAUGGUUAUUUUCGCUUUGCCGCAUUUAAAUUAUAUAGACUUAUGUUGAUUAAAACUUUUAAAGUUUA
Messenger RNA from Phyllopteryx taeniolatus (common seadragon), 1411 nucleotides. RefSeq names its product ubiquinol-cytochrome-c reductase complex assembly factor 4 (gene uqcc4). The record is from RefSeq and is a predicted model, not a curated record. NCBI's taxonomy places the organism in Eukaryota, Metazoa, Chordata, Actinopteri, Syngnathiformes, Syngnathidae. The transcript is spliced from 3 exons. Bases 145 to 618 code for a protein of 157 amino acids.